This is a messenger RNA of Effrenium voratum, 1842 nucleotides long. NCBI's taxonomy places the organism in Eukaryota, Dinophyceae, Suessiales, Symbiodiniaceae. The record is from the annotation of a GenBank genome assembly.
AUGGGCUGGGGCAAGGGCAAAGGCGGUGGACAGGGCGUGUGGAACCCCUGGUUCAACCCCAUGAUGAUGGCCAUGAUGAAGGGCAAGGGCAAGGGGAAAGGCCUCCGGGGCUUUGAGCAGAAGGUGAAGGUCUGGAUCGGCGGCCUCCCUGCAGAUAACUGCAGCAUCGAGCUGAACAAGAAGCUGAAGGAGCACAUGUGCCAAGCGGGCGGCACAUGCGUCUACGCAGAGGUCGGGAAGAGCGGGAACGCCGGUGCAGCCUUCAAGACCGAGGAAGAAGCGCAGGCCGCCAUCACCGCAUUGAACGGCUCCGUCUUCGAGGGCGUCCCCAUCGAGGCCUCCCUGGGCACAAAAAGCUUGGCCGGCCAGAGCUGGGCAUUGGGCACGGUUCUCUGGUGGGCUGACUGCCAGGCAUUGACCAUUUUGCGGUCAGAGUCGGACACUGCGAUCUUCUCCACCUUUCUUUCACGGAAGGUCACCAGGACCUUCUGGCAGAUCUCGGUGAAUUUCAAGCGGCCGGCGCCCCAGAGCGUCCGAGAAGCCCGAAGUCUGGAGCCCUUUGAAAAGAAGCAGUGCCUCUUUGCGCGAUGCCUUAGCCGCGGCGCGAACCGCGUCUUCCGCAUGUGGAGUAAAGGAUGGGACAACCGCGGGGUGUCGGCGCCAGUGGGCUCCAAUCCCUUCGCCCCGGGCGGCGCGGCCCCGGGCGGCCCGGGCGGCGGCGGAGGUCGGGGGCCGGAUGAAGCGGCCACAGGGCCCAUGCUGGGCAGAGGCUCUGAGUUGCAGAAGGUGUACUACAUGCCCCACAACAUGGGCCACAACGAUGGCAUGGUUAUGGCGGAGAACAAGAUCUUCUCUGGGGGUCGCGAUGAGAACCUUUUCGUCUGGCGUGCGGAGAAGAAUGCUUCUGGGGAGCUUCAAUUGGUGCAGGAUUGCCCCUCAGUGCACUUGGGUUCCAGCGUCACCUCCCUGUGCUACGAGGCCGCCUCCACGUGGCUCUUCUGCGGGCUUUGGAGCGGCGAGAUCCGGGCCUUCUGCAAGCAGCCGGUCAAGGAGGAGCGGCUCACGGGCCACCGCCGCUCCGUGACCUGCCUCCAGGUGCACAGCUCAGUGCUGAUUUCCGGCUCCAAUGAGGGCACGGUGCGCCUGUGGACCGCGGCCAAUGGAUCCUUCCAGUGCCAUGGGCAGCCGCUGACCAAUCCUUCAGGCCCGGUGACCUGCCUCCGAGUCUUCAAUGGGGCGCUCUGGGUGGGCGGGCAGACGGGCAUCAGCUGCUUCGACCUGGGCUCGCUGCAGGCACGGGGCACCAUCGCCUCCCAGCAGCAGGUCACAGGACUCUUGGAGUGCCAAGGCUUCAUGAUCGCCACGUUCCGCAACGGCGAGGUGAGUAUCUACGACGCCUCAGGGGGUCAGAUCUUCCAUCGGCCGCCCAUGGGGGAGCACACCUCAAACACAGCGGUGGAGUUGAUGAUGCACCCCACGGCCAACAAGCCGAUGCUCCUUUGUGGCCAGCUUUACGGCUAUGUAACGGCCUACGACUUGCCAGAGUUCAAACCGCGGGGGAGCUUUUGCUGCAAAGACCGCUCAGAUGUCAAGGCCAUUGUGGACGCCAAGGGCGAUGGAGUCUUUCUGACUGCCGGGCUGCAUGGUGACAUCAUCGUGUGGCAGUGGGGCGGUGCUGGUGGCGCCAGCCCGUUCACGCCAGGAGCGAGCCCUUUCGCGCCUGCCGCUGCCGUGCCCAGCGUAGCAAAUCCCUUCGCGCAGGGACAGGCCGGCUGUGGAGGCGGCUGCUGUGGCUGUGGCGGCGGUUGCCCUGGCGGACCGGCUGGUGGCAUGAUGAUGUGA